This is a messenger RNA of Vicugna pacos (alpaca), 1692 nucleotides long. Its product is annotated as cystatin-13-like. The record is from RefSeq and is a predicted model, not a curated record. NCBI's taxonomy places the organism in Eukaryota, Metazoa, Chordata, Mammalia, Artiodactyla, Camelidae. Gene Ontology annotation, molecular function: cysteine-type endopeptidase inhibitor activity.
GCCCCCCAGGCCUGGGAGGACAGAAGAAACUUGGCCCAGGGCCCCUUGGCUGGCCUGUCAUGGCCAGGCUCUGCCCCAGCCUGCUGCUCCUGGUGGCCACUGUGGCCCUGGCGUCCAGCGCUGCCCACGCCUGGGGCACGCCGAAGGUGGUGAGGAAGUUCCAAGACAUCCCGAAGUCCUACGUGUACGUGCAGCAGGCUGUGUGGUUCGCCAUGAAGGAGUACAACAAAGCCAGUUCGGACAAGUUCGCCUUCAAGGUGGUGGAGAUCCUGAAGUCCCAGGAGCAGAUCACGGAUAGCUUGGAUUACCUCGUUGAAGCCAAGAUUGCCCGGACAACAUGCAAGAAAGUUCCAGGAGGAAGCGAGAACUGCUCAGAGCAGCAGGACCCCCAGAUGCAGAAGAUGUUUUAUUGCACCUUUAUUGUUGCGUCCAAACCCUGGAACUUUGAACUCAAGCUGCUGAAGAAGGAAUGCCGAUCCGUCUAGCCCUCCGGCGCGUCCUGCGCCCUGACGUGCCUCCGGAGAAGCACAGACGCCUGAGAACACUGAAAUAACACGACUGACAUGCUGCCUUCCCUCUUGUAGCCUUUUGCCUUUUUGUGCGUUCUCCGCGCGAGGAGGCGGAGCCGUGCUGCCUUUACGCGGUGGGUAAUUUCUGCAAGGCUCCGAGGGUGCAGUCGUGUGGGAAUGUCCAUCCGUGGGUUUCCAGACAGCUCCCUGCCUGGGACGCAGGAGCUCACGCAGCUGUAGACAGAGGUUUAAACCCCAAAUCCAAGCUGGGAGACAGCUGGGUCAUUUGCAGACUUGUGUUGUACUCUUGGUUUUGAAAUGAAGCAGAAAUUUGCCAGAGCGAUGGUACCUGGCAAGUAGGCUGCGUGUGUGUGUGCGUGUGUGUGCGUGUACCUGUGCGCACACAGUGGGAGGUAUAAUCCAGUGCUGCGUGACUGGCCUUGCCCUUGCUGCUUGAGCCAUUUCUUGUGUCUCUGUGGGGUCUGUGGGCCAGGGCCCUGCGGCAGCUUGGCUGGGGUCACCUUUCCCGAGGUCCCGCUCAGACUCUGAGAGCACCGCCCCAUCGGAAGGUGAGUUUGGCUCCGGGGAGCCCACCUGCAGGCUGGCUCGCUCUCACGGCUGCAGGGCGGUGUUGGCUGCUGGCAGGCGGUCUCUGUCCUCCGUGUGGGCCCCUCCGGGGGUGGCCGGGGGCUGCGUGUGGUGCCUGGUUCCUCCAGACACAGGCCUGAGAGACCAGCUGGAAGGCACAGCUCCCUCUGUGUCCGGCUUCAGGUGCCCCACCAGCUCCUUUUUGUGUUACUGGUCACCUAGAUUAGCUCUGGCUGGGUGGGGUCGGGGACACAGCAAGGUGUGACACACAGGAGUGUGGCUGCUCCUUGUAGUCGCUGCAAUUAGACAAGUUCCAACAGCAGUUCCUGGGCAUUGACUAAACAAAAAAAUGACUUUUGCCCUAAACACACUUCUAUACAUAAAGUACACACAAGGACAUACUGUGCGGCACGGGGAGCUGUACCCGGUGUUUUAUGAUGACCUAUAAUGGAAAAGAAUCCGCAAAAGAACGUACAUGCACACGGGUAACUGCAUCACAUGCUGCACACCGGAAACUAAUGCAGCAUUGCAAACCAACUAUUUGUCAAUAUAAAAAAAAGAAUGACUUUUCAGGUCAGGAAGCCCCCGGCUGUGA